CAAAAUUGAACAAAAAAAUGGAAAAAGAUGUACCUUAACGAACACCAAUACGUAGGUAGAUUAUUUGAGAUGAUUAUAAAAAAUAGAAAGGACACACACCAAUUUACUAUUAACUAAUAAAUACUUGAUGUUAACAGAUUUCGUAUUUUUAAAUCGAUACCGUCAAUCCAUAACAAACAGCUGAACCGACUGAUUGAUUAGUGGUACUGGUUUUCAAAAUGUUUUUGGCGUUGUUUGUUCUUUUUUGGGCUCUCUUGUGUUACAUGUUCGGCAUGAAUUUCUUUAAGAAACUUGGAAAAUUUAUCAAGUACUUGUUGGUCGUGUACAAAUUGCCUGGACCUGAAAGGGUCGCUGUUUUUGGAAAUAUGUGGCAGAUUUGGUGCAAGCCAGAAGAAGUUUUUAAACAAUUACGCCUGUGGAGCAAGGAACAUGGUCCUGUUUAUAUUGUUUCAGUGACUUAUCUUUUUCCUGGCGUUAACAUAGCUGAAGCAGAAGCGUUUGAGAAAGUAGCAGGCACUAUAAAAAAUAUAAAAAAGGCUCCCGUAUACAAUUUCUUAAAAUUGUGGCUGGGACAAGGACUGUUAAGAAGUACAGGUGAUAAAUGGCAUACCAGACGAAAAAUACUUACUCCAGCUUUCCAUUUUUCCAUUUUACAACAGUUCGUGACUAUUUUCAAUACCCAAACAAACCGAUUUGUAAAUGUCUUGAAACAAGAAACGGAUAAAGAAUGGACCAAUGUUGUGCCUCUUGUUUCCCAAUUUACCCUUUGCACUAUUUCAGAUACAUCAAUGGGCACUCCAUUAAAUUUAGAAUCAGAAAACGAUAAAAAUUACGUAUCAGCCAUUUACCAAGUCGGUAAGAUAGUUUAUUACAGACUUACCAGGCCAUGGACGUACUGUAAUACCUUGUUCUACAAAUUCUUCCCGACCGGUUACAAAGAGAAAGAGUUAGUGAAAACUUUACAUGAUUUUACCGACAACAUUAUCGCGAAAAGGAUGGAAUAUUUCGAGAAAUUCGAGGUGUCUGAGGAUGACAGUUAUAAUUAUUCAAAAAGUAAAAAAAUGGCGUUCUUGGAUUUGCUUAUUAACGCCAAAUUGACCGAUGGUAGUAUUGAUGAUCAAGGAAUUAAAGACGAAGUAAACACUUUCUUGUUUGAGGGUCAUGAUACGAUAGCAACAUCACUGGGAUUUAUUUUAAUGCUAUUAGCCAACCACAGAAAUUACCAGGAUCAAAUUUUCCAAGAAAUUAUCACAGUUCUAGAAGACUGUGUGGAAAAUCCAGAAGUAAAACAUUUAAACGAACUUAAAUUCUUAGAGCGGUGUAUUAAAGAGGGUUUAAGGUUAUAUCCUAGCAUUCCCAUGAUAGCUAGAGUUAUGGAAGAAAAUACCGAAGUCAAUGGGUAUAUUUUGCCUAGAAAUGCCCCGGUUCACAUCCACAUCUUUGAUAUCCAUAGAAACGAAAAACAUUGGCCAGAUCCAGAAAAAUUUGACCCCGACAGAUUUUUGCCGGAAAAUUGUGUUAAUAGACAUCCGUUCUCUUUUGUUCCAUUUAGCGCGGGACCCAGGAAUUGUAUAGGGCAACGUUUCGCAUAUCUAGAACUAAAAGCAGUAUUAUGUGGUAUAAUAAGAAAUUUCAUUUUGGAACCCGUAGAUACGCAAGAAACGAUACAACUAGUACCUGAUAUAGUAUUAAGAACUGAAAAUGAAAUAUUAAAAGUAAAAUUUAGUUUAAGAUCAACUUAAAACUGUUUAAAAUUAAAUAAAUUUAAAAUAUUUAUUGUUGUAUAAUCCACAAAAAAAUGUUUAUAAAGUAGGCCAUUAUUGACAAAGAUAGAGAUACUAUAACUACGAACGGCUCUAGAUUAAAUCUAGUAAAAAAUAACGUGGGUUUACCGCAAAAAGUGACCAAGUCAAAUUUUAUAUUUGAGUUAUAAUGACCAAAUCACUUGUUAAAAUCAGAUUUACAAAAGAAAAU
Messenger RNA from Psylliodes chrysocephalus, 1974 nucleotides. The record is from the annotation of a GenBank genome assembly. NCBI's taxonomy places the organism in Eukaryota, Metazoa, Arthropoda, Insecta, Coleoptera, Chrysomelidae.